Molecule: messenger RNA, 1955 nt
Organism: Cicer arietinum (chickpea)
Lineage: Eukaryota; Viridiplantae; Streptophyta; Magnoliopsida; Fabales; Fabaceae
Source: RefSeq, a predicted model, not a curated record
AAAGAGUUAAUAUAUUAUUUAAUUUAUUAUUCCCACCAAUGUUUUUGUCUUGCAGCAUAGUGUUUGUGUUUGUGUUGCAGACGAGGAGGACCCCAUCUCCGAUAUUUCAUUUUUCUCGAGCGGAAGAUUUCUUAGUUCACUUCACUUUCUUCUCUUACCACUUCUUCACUCUCCACUUCCCAACUAUUUUCAUCAAAAUCCACCCUUUCAAGUUUCGAUUUCUGGGUUUUCUUAGUUUCAAGGUUUUGGUUCUUUUGGUGUUGUUAGAGAUGGGGUUGUUGGGUGGUGGUAAUGGUGAAGUAGUGGAGUCUUGGGAUGUGUGUAAAUCAAAGGGGGUGAAGAAGAGGAAGAAGAAUAAGAAAGGUAAAGAGAAUGAGGGUGUUGUUAAAGAGGAAGAAACUGGGUGUUGGGUUAGGUUAUGGUUAAUUGGUAGCUGCAUUUCUUCAAGAUCCAAAGUUGAUAACUCGGUCAGCGGUACAAGUACUCAUUAUGCUGAUAGUAAAUCAACUAAUGAUACAAGUAGAGGCCAACCUACCGCUACGGUAAUCUCUUCUACAACCACUAGUAACACAGAAAGCAAUUCGUCCACUUCUAAACUUGAAGAGGAGCUUAAAAUUGCGUCCAGGCUGCGAAAAUUCUCUUUCAAUGAUCUUAAGUUGGCAACAAGAAAUUUCCGGCCUGAAAGUUUUCUCGGUGAAGGUGGGUUCGGUUGUGUUUUCAAAGGUUGGAUCGAAGAAAAUGGAACGGCUCCAGUGAAACCGGGCACAGGGCUUACUGUCGCUGUGAAAACCCUUAACCAUGAUGGACUUCAGGGUCAUAAAGAAUGGCUGGCAGAGGUAAAUUUUCUUGGUGAUCUAGUUCAUCAAAACCUUGUUAAACUCAUAGGUUACUGCAUUGAAGAUGAUCAAAGGCUGCUAGUGUAUGAGUUCAUGCCUCGUGGAAGCCUGGAAAAUCACUUAUUUAGGAGAUCCCUGCCUCUUCCAUGGUCCAUUAGGAUGAAAAUUGCACUAGGAGCUGCGAAGGGUCUUGCCUUUCUUCAUGAAGAAGCUGAACGACCAGUAAUAUACAGGGAUUUUAAAACGUCGAAUAUACUACUAGAUGCGGACUACAAUGCCAAGCUCUCGGAUUUUGGUCUCGCCAAAGAUGGUCCUGAAGGUGAUAAAACCCAUGUGUCUACUCGAGUGAUGGGAACCUAUGGUUACGCAGCACCAGAAUAUGUCAUGACAGGUCAUCUUACAUCAAAAAGUGACGUGUACAGUUUCGGAGUCGUACUACUUGAGAUGUUGUCCGGCAGAAGAUCUAUGGACAAACACCGACCCAACGGCGAGCAUAAUCUUGUCGAAUGGGCUCGACCGCAUCUAGGAGAGCGAAGAAGGUUCUACCGACUAAUAGACCCUCGUCUUGAAGGCCACUUUUCCAUAAAAGGAGCUCAGAAAGCCGCUCAACUCGCAGCUCACUGUCUCAGUAGAGAUCCAAAAGCCAGACCCCUAAUGAGUGAAGUUGUGGAAGCUUUAAAGCCUCUACCAAACCUUAAGGACAUGGCAAGCUCUUCAUACUAUUUCCAAACAAUGCAAGCCGAACGGUUCGGAGCGAGUCCAAACUCUAGAAGUGUACAUGCACAAGGACCGUUCGCCCGGAACGGUCAACAGCGAAGGACCCUUUCGAUACCGAAUGGCACUCAUGUGUCUCCUUAUCACCAUAAGUUUCCGCAACAAUCGCCUAAACCUAAUGGCAAAGCGUAGAGAUGGCGAAAAUUUUCCUUUUAUUUUUUAUCCAUAUAGAUGUAUGUACUAUGUUUCUUCAGAUUGUUUGGAAAUAUUGAAACAUUAUUUUACUUUGUUUUAAUUUUUUUCCAUUUUCACUUGGAAAUGUUAUCUUUGAUUUCUUUAGGAUUUGCUUGUGAUGUCAAACACUAUGGUUCUUUAAAUUAAUCACAAGGCUUUUGUUUAUAGAAA